AUGGAAAAUAAAUUUGAAUUAUUGAUCGAUAAUGCAAUUGAAAAAUUUGAUUCUGUAAAUGUCAAAGUGCAAGGCGUUCUUGUCUGUGAUAAAAAUGGUUUAGCCUUAACAAAUCGAGGUGUUGAUGUAUCACCGGGACCCAUUGCUUUGCUGUCGGAAUUAGCAUCGGGUCUUUCGGGAAGACGAGUAACUGUUUGUCUCGAAAAUGUAGAGAAUCAGGUGCUUAUUAAUCAAACAGAAAAGGCCGUUAUUGCAAUUUAUCAUCAUUUAUGA
Messenger RNA from Didymodactylos carnosus, 273 nucleotides. The record is from the annotation of a GenBank genome assembly. NCBI's taxonomy places the organism in Eukaryota, Metazoa, Rotifera, Eurotatoria, Philodinida, Philodinidae.